AUGGAUCUCAUCUCCUCGCUUUGGAGACUCGAUACUACGGACCGAGCCGACGCCUACCUGGCCAGUCUUUCCAGUCCAAUGUCACUCCGGAACUUCAUCGGAAACAACUUUACAGAGCACACCGAACCCUCUCACUGGAUCGACUCAUUUAACCCGCGAACUGGCGAGUUAUUAACACAGAUCCCUCGUAGUGCGCUAUCCGACGUCGAUCAUGCCGUUGAUGCUGCCGUAAGGGCGUUCCCGACAUGGUCACGAACCUCGCGACAAGAGCGUUCAGAAAUCCUGCUUCGGAUCGCCGAGAUUUUGAAAGAGAAAAAAGAAGUGUUCGCGGUCUGGGAGAGUAUUGAUCAAGGCAAGACGCUUAGUCGUGCUCGUGUGGAAGUUGACCGAGCAAUUACGAAUUUCCAAUAUUUUGCAACCUAUAUUCUUCAUGAAGAAGGUGCUGUUCGGUAUGUUGAUGGGUCGGUGUCGACGAUGACUUACGAGCAUCGGUCGCCAGUGGGUGUUUUCGCCCUGAUCUCGCCCUGGAACAUGCCACUUUAUCUCUUGACAUGGAAGAUCGCUCCUUGUAUUGCAUUUGGGUGUACCGGGGUAGCAAAACCGAGUGAGGUUACUAGUAUGACCGCUUUUUUGCUGGCAGAGGUCUUCCGAAAAGCCAAACUCCCACCUGGUGUAAUGAACAUUAUUUUUGGAGAUGGACCUGGCGCAGGCUCUGCUCUUGUCAAGUCUGCUCGUAUUCGAGGAGUCUCCUUCACUGGUGGCACUGCCACAGGAAUCCGCAUCCGACAGGAUACUGUAGCCGAUAUUGGCAAGCAUCUGUCACUGGAACUCGGUGGAAAGAAUCCAACAUUGAUAUUCGACGAUGUCAAUCUGACUGAAGCUGUACCACUUGCUGCACAAGCUGCCUUCGAAAAUAGCGGACAGAUAUGUCUCUGUGGCUCUCGAAUCUACGUUCACCGCGUUGUCUACGACGCGUUCUUGGCCGCGUUUGUGGAAUAUGUCCGAGAGACCUACCGCUGUGGAGAGGCCAUUGGGCCGGUCGUCUCACGCGAGCAUUAUGCCAAGAUCUCCUCUUAUAUCAAACAAGCCAAAGAGGAAGGUGCCUACUUUCUCACUGGAGAAGUUCCAUCAGAGGUGCCCCAGAAGGGCUUUUGGAUCACUCCGACCGUGUUGACCAACGUGCGAACCGAUAGCCGGAUUAUGCGCGACGAGAUCUUUGGACCGGUUGUCACGGUCUCUCCUUUUGAUACAGAGGAGGAGGCCAUCGAACUCGCCAAUGAUAAUCCCAAUGGGCUGGCCAGCAUUCUCAUGACUAAAGACCUCUCUCGGAUGCGCCGAGUCGGAGAGCGGAUCGAUGCUGGCCUGGUAUGGGUCAAUUGCUGGCUUGUGCGUGAACUGGGCACAGCAUUCGGGGGCAUGAAAGCAUCCGGCAUUGGGCGUGAGGGAGGAUCUCAGAGCCGCGAUAUAUUUACGAACUUGCGAACUCUUCACGUUCGAUAA
Messenger RNA from Penicillium daleae, 1500 nucleotides. Its product is annotated as aldehyde dehydrogenase. Gene Ontology annotation, molecular function: oxidoreductase activity, acting on the aldehyde or oxo group of donors, NAD or NADP as acceptor. The transcript has 3 exons. NCBI's taxonomy places the organism in Eukaryota, Fungi, Ascomycota, Eurotiomycetes, Eurotiales, Aspergillaceae. The record is from RefSeq and is a predicted model, not a curated record. Bases 1 to 1500 code for a protein of 499 amino acids.